ACGAAAUCAAAUUACAGUAGUCCAAUUUUAAGAAGUUCCGCAUAUAACAACCUAAUUAACCGUAGUGUAAAAAAAAAAACACCAUUAAACCCUAAAGGUAAUCAAAACCUCGGAGUCGGAGGUAUUGUUCUCUCUCAAACACAAAAAUGGCGACUUUGGUCCGUCGUGCAGCCUCGCGGCUUGUCGGAAACUGCAGCAGAAAUCGCUUUUCCCUUUACACAGUCCUGGACCAGUCGUGGGCCGCUCAAGGUCGCCUGCGACAUCUCACGCGGUCCAUUUCUCAUAAUAAUCCCUUUACCACAUCUGCCAAAAAGAGAGCUUCCUGUAACGAUCCGCUUCUCCGAGUGAUCGAAACCGAGAUUGGAUUCGCCGAGCAAGCUGAUGAUUACGAUCGAGUUGAAGAAUUUCCGAGUGGUUUCCCUUUCAAAAUGGAAGACAAACCAGGAUCAAAGACCGUGACAUUGACUAGAGAAUACGAAGGAGAAAGUGUUAUAGUUGAAAUACACAUGACUAAUCUUGUGACCGGUGAUAAAGAAGACGAUGAAGAUGACGAUGAGGAUGAAAGUGAAGAAGAUGAAUAUGAGGAUAAGCCAGAGAAGCCGAAGCAAUCCAAUGUGCCUCUCUUAGUAACUCUUUCUAAGAAGACAGGACCAAGUUUGGAAUUCAGAUGUACUGCUUUUCCAGACAAGAUUGCAAUCAAGGACAUGUGGGUCACAUUUCCUGACAAUCCUUCCAAGGAUGAGCUUGCCUAUGAAGGCCCUUCCUUCCGGGUUUUGGAUGAAAAGCUAAGGAAAGCUUUCCAUAGGUACAUCGAGAUUAGAGGGAUAAAGCCGAGCAUGAUCAACUUCUUGCACGAGUAUAUGAUCAACAAAGAUAGUAAAGAGCACUUGCUGUGGUUGAAAACGCUCAAGAACUUUGUCCAGUCUUGAGAAAAAGAACACCUUAUUUAUUAGAUGCUCUCUGACUUACUUGAAACACAAUUCAGUUC
Eutrema salsugineum is the source of this 988-nucleotide messenger RNA. RefSeq lists its product as uncharacterized. Lineage: Eukaryota; Viridiplantae; Streptophyta; Magnoliopsida; Brassicales; Brassicaceae. The transcript is spliced from 3 exons. The coding region runs from base 147 to 929 and encodes 260 amino acids. The record is from RefSeq and is a predicted model, not a curated record. Gene Ontology annotation, cellular component: mitochondrial matrix.